UCGACGAGAAAAGGCAAACGACUAACUGGGUUUAUCUCUCUGCUCAAGAUUGUCAAUCUCUCUGUUAUGGCAUCGGCCACUGAUUCCAUGCAAUUAAUAAACUGAACGUGAUUACGGCACACAAUAGUAACUCGGCGUGUUUUACGAAACGAAACCAUUCAUAUGUCCACGGGUUUUAUUGGCUCUGAGAAGGUGGCAUCGUGAUGUGUGUUAUUUAUUUAUGAGUAACCAGGUAACUGUUAGGAACUAUAAGAUUAAGUGUACACGAUGAAUGACUCGGUGUAUUUAAGGUGGUGGUCAGAUAUCGGCUUCAGGUGCUUCCAUUCGGCAGUGUCAUUGUUCAGGAACCACUUUCUCUGAUCAUCGAGUAAUUUGCUAGUGCUGAGGAACUACAGAGUGAAGAUGUAAAGAUGGCCGCCUGUAGGAGACUCGAGGGAUGUUUUCUGCAAUGAAGAAACCUCCAUUCAUUAGUCAUGUAGAACUGAGAACUGUUUUAUCAAACACACCCGUAUCAAGACCAAAUUAGAAAUACGAGGAAAACAUUACCAUGUCCUAUUUGCGGCUUCACCGCCUGAUAGGCAAACGCUGCUGCUGCCUGCGUAUGAUCGUCUUCAUCAGUGUCUGUGUGUUCGGCUACCUGGUGUCGGUGUUCCUGGUGGCAGGCCAAAUCACUGCUGACAGCGGCUUCUCGUCGUACACCAACACAGACCACAACUUCGUCCAUCGGAUGCUGCUGUCGAGUGAUGGGAACGCCACGUUGUCACGCAGCAACUACCCGCAGGACAUCUUAUCCCUGGUGGAGCGGCAGAAAGGCGCUGUCGUGCUGCACAUCUGCGGCAUGAUCUACAUGUUUGUGGCCCUCGCCAUCGUCUGUGAUGAGUUCUUCGUGCCCUCCCUCGAGGUGAUAACAGAGAAGCUGGACAUCUCGGCGGACGUUGCUGGGGCGACGUUUAUGGCCGCCGGCGGCAGCGCCCCAGAGCUGUUCACCAGCUUCAUCGGCGUGUUCAUCUCGCAGACGGACGUCGGCAUCGGCACCAUCGUCGGCUCGGCGGUCUUCAACAUCCUCUUUGUGAUCGGGAUGUGCGCAGUGUUCAGCAAGGACCUGCUGAAACUGACGUGGUGGCCGCUAUUCCGAGACGUGACGUUUUACAGCUUCGAUCUCAUCUUGCUGAUUGUGUUCUUCGCCGACGAAAUGAUCCAGUGGUGGGAGUCGUUGAUUCUCUUGUGCUGCUAUUUUAGCUACGUGACAUUCAUGAAGUAUAACCACCAUAUUGAGAGCGGUAUUAAAAAAUUCAUGAAGAGGAAUGCCAAGAACAAGGUGGCCAGCUCAGAUGCUCUCAUGAAUCGGGUGUAUGACCGACGGUGUAGCCAGCCAAUCUUGCACUGUGGUGGUUGUCGGUACCGCCAUGGAGUUCUGCAAAUUAUGAUCCACACGCUAGAUCCACUUGGUGAAGUUCCAGAGAAUGGAGAGAACGGAAGAGGAAGCCAUCAUAGCCAUCAUAGUCAUCAUAUUCAUCAUAGUCAUAGUCAUCAUAGUCGUCAAAUUCAUCAAAGUCAUCAAAGUCUACAUCAAGAAGAUGAACAUCAACAAGAUCAUCAGUAUGACAAUCGAGGGCAUGAAUGCGAAGAUAUUGAAGAAGGUGCUGAUGCUGAGAAGGCGCUACAUCUGCACUCCCUUGGUGUAAAAAAUUACCAAGGCGACGACGAGGCCAAAAUGUCUGCCAAACAGAACGGAUAUCAGGGCACGUCGCCAAUCAACAUCCAGGUGAUCUCCAACGGGAAGAUAGACUCACCGGUGGAUUCCCAGGCAAACGAGAGUCCAGCGUUGAGUCAAAACACCCAGGACACGCUCAUAGACAAAACAGCCGAACCGACGGGGAACCAGCAGAAUGGAGAUGCCCUGAGGCGAGAUGACAGCGAUGAUGCAGCGGCUGCUGACGACGGUGACGAUGCCAGCAUUGAAUCAGACGAGAGACCGGAGCUGGAAGAAGAGGAGAAGCCUAUUGACCUGAGCUGGCCGGAUUCGCACAAGAAACGAAUCACAUACAUUAUAGUCGCCCCUAUCAUGUUUUCACUCUGGUUUACGCUUCCCGACGUUCGGGUUCCGAAGAAGAAAAAAUGGUUUUAUGUGACAUUUAUUGGAAGUAUUCUGUGGAUUGCUUUCUUCUCCUAUCUCAUGGUCUGGUGGGCCAACCAAACAGGAGAGACUGUGGGCAUAACACCAGAGAUAAUGGGGCUGACCAUCUUAGCAGCAGGGACGAGUAUUCCUGAUUUGAUAACGAGUGUGAUCGUUGCGAAGAAAGGCUACGGUGACAUGGCUGUGUCCAGCUCAGUGGGUAGCAACAUCUUCGACAUCACUGUUGGGCUGCCUCUGCCAUGGGUGAUAUUCAGCUCCAUUUACGGCGGCAUUCCGUACAGCGUCACCAGUAGAGGACUGCUCUGUUCCAUAAUCUUGCUGUUCCUGAUGCUUCUCAUUCUGAUCAUCACCAUUGCUGCUUGCAAGUGGAAGCUCAGUCGGAGACUCGGUGUGUGCAUGUUUGGUUUCUAUUUCAUUUUCGUCACCUUGAGCGUCCUACUGGAAUUCAACAUUAUCCAGUGUCCACAGAUGUAACACAUCUCGGAUUGGACCCGUACCUGUGUCUGGCCAAUGGUACCAUUGUUACGACUGUUAGUGCAUCGGCUGACCUGCAGUAACACCCAUCCAGUUAUUAAUCUUGGAGUGUGCGUGCAUCUACAGUGUGUGACAUCAGAAAUGGCAGGGGUUUUGGGGGAGGUGGUGAACACAGUUUUUUCAAGUUAAAAAUUUACUUUUAAAAUUAUGCCAGAAGCAGAUUAAUUAUUGGAUGGGGGUGGAGUGAUGGAGGGGGGAUAACAUCUGCCUGUCUGUAACACCUGUCCUUUUAAGAUACAUUUUUUUUCUUUUUCUGUGAUUAACGUAAAUGUAUUUUGAGGGGUUGGGGAUGUAGUGAUUUGUUCUCUCAGCAUUUAUAACAGGUUUGAACUGUGUAAAUUUAAUUAUUUUGAGAGGUCAUGUUAAAAAAUAUUAUUGUCUCGAGUCCACUUGCUAAAUGAAGAGGAGUUUUGAAAUGCUCAUUUGCUGGGUGUCGGAGGUACAGCUUAUGUUCUGCCAUCCCCUAACUUUCCCAUAAACAUUGGCAUACAAAUAACUAGUAAAAUCUAGUUAAAUUUACACAAUUUUCUGCACAGCCCUGGUUGUCAUGUUUAAUAUAACUGCCAUUCUUGUAUUAUAAUUAGGUCACUGCCAUCUGUCUCUUGUCGUGUAUUGCAGAGUCAUUGUAUGUCGUCGACAUAUUGUAACCAGACACUGGAAUUGUGUGUUUUAUUUUAGGAUUCUGCCAGAUUGAUAAACAUGAUUUAAUAUAGACAUGUUGCGAUUCCGUGUCAUAAUCUUGCAUUUUCCUAUCCAAAAUCUGGGAUUCAUGGAGCACGGAAUCAUGCUAUGGAGCACGGAAUCAUGCUAAGUUCACAGCCUGAUAACUUAACAUAUCUCAGUAACAACCUAACAGAUCUCGGUAACCGUUUACAGGUGUGUGAAGGCCUUGACAGCUGAUGUUCAGUAUCUGGGCGUAAUAAAUACUCUGUACUUCUUUUUUCUGCUUCUAGUCGGACCAUUUAGAUCCACUCAGCGAUAUACCUGGCAUCAAAUGUAUACUCUGUCUUGCAUAUUUAAACACUGAAUGGAUUUGUGCAAGCCAGUGACAUCGUUACAGUGGUGAUCUAUUUGUAAGAGACCAUAUGCAAAUUGCAAUUCCAUGUAAUAUAAAACAACUGUUUAUAUGUCUGUUGCUGUGUAAAACCCAAGUAAAAUAUGUUUCUUCGUUAACCUGUAGAUAGAAGAGUCCCACCCCACCCCAUUGAGGUAGAAGAGUCCCACCCCACCCCAUUGAGGUAGAGGUGGAUAACAGUAAUUAACAGACUGUAAAUGUAAUUUAUUUAGCGGGGGGGGGGGGGGGGAGGAAUCUGAUCAGUGGUUGAGAUAUGUGUAUGAAGGCUAUUACACAAGGAACAUGUAUGUACCUUUAUGGUGUGGUAACGUUCAGGCAAGCUCUCCUGGGCAACCCAGAAGUCCAGGUGAGUGUGCAGGAUUUUUUUUUUACCAGGGAUAGGGUCUAGACUGGUGAGUGACGUUUAUAGGGGAGGGUCAUGCUCCCCUGGAAAAAUGUAUUGAAAAAGGAAAUUUGCUUGAGCACAGAGAGGUUUUGACCCCCAAAACCCAUCCCACGUACAGUCUGAGCCAGAGUUAGAAGUGAAAAGUGUCAAACAAAACACAUUUGUAAAUAGGAAUAAUAUGUUAGAAUAAAAAGUGAUGUUACUCUAGGAUAGAGCGGUGAGAUUGCAGCUUUUAAUUAUAAGUGGAGAGUAAUGAGGCUACGUCAUUAAGACGACCUUGUCAGGUGAUAUAAUAAAAUAAAAACUAACAGAACAGCUGUCCACAGUUUAAUUACAUGCAGGGAACCUAUUAUCCUCGAUUAUCUUGUCAUUUCAUUCCAACUUUUUUUUCUUGUAUCCAGUUAAGAUUGAAGCGCGUGAUUCUAGGCACACAUUUCAGCCAUCUAGGCAGUCUGUCCAUAUAAAAAGGGUUAUUAGGGAGCAUUUUGUUUUCAAAAUCUUGAUUAGCCAUAUUUCUAAUCAGUUGAAAAUAGAUUAGCAACUUCUGUUUAAUGAUUAAAAUUUAUGUAGGGAUCACUGAAACUUGCGUAGCGAAUCGCGAUACUGAACAAAAUGUUCCCUGGUUAUGUAAUGAUGUAAUGAUCAGUUGUUAAUGAGAGAGGUGUGUGUAGUGGCUUAACACCUCUAGGUGGAAACCUGUACCAGGAUGCGAACUCAGUAUCUACCAGGCUGAUGGCUUAACCACUGCAUAAGUCUGUGUAGCAGCUGUCCAGAAUAAAGUAUGUGCCUUUAACAUGUGAUGUCAGAUAUUUGUUUAGGCGAUCUCAUUGGUUAGUAAUUAUUAUAACUAGCCAAUAAAAUUAAAGGUACUGAUCUAUAUAUAUUGUUUUGGGGGUUGGGUUUUUUGCAUUCAAAAAUAUUUUUAAAAUAUAUCCUUUGUUAUGUUAACUUACCACUAUUGAGGUAAUAAAUAUAUUUUAUGAAAUGUUAUAGAUUAUAUAUAUAUAUAUAUAAUAUAUAUAUAUAUAUAUAUAUAUAUAUAUAUUGUAUGCCCGAAAAAGAAAAUUGCACAUGAUCUGCACAUGCAGGUGAUAAGGUGAUGUGUAUGAGGAAUAUGUGGGUAUGUGAUGUGAUCUGUAAUUUGUUACAGGUGAUAAUAUGUAUUAGUGUUCUUCAUGUGAUAUUAAACUGCAGGACUGUGAUCAGCCUUUCUUGUAUUACGCAGAAUCUCCGAAGGUGUUAUUGUUAUAAGCCCCAGUUAGAGAAGCUUACUGAUAUAGCAUGUAGCUGUUCGGCUUAUCCGUCCCUUCCAUACGUAAUGGUAUGUAUGUACAUACAUCCAUCCAUCCACACUGUGUUUAGUGAAAUGUUUAAAUUCAGUACAGUCUGCACCGUGUUGAGCACUGCACAAUUCACAGCAGUGGAUUAAGAGCAUGGACCAUCUGGUUUUUUCUUUGUUACUAUAUUAUUAAUUCUAAAUGUGUUAAGAAUACAAUGAAGAGUUCAUUUCCAAAAUGCUGUGUAUCCGUUUACAUCGUUUUGAGAGAAAAAUGAUUUUGUUACAUCAUGACAUGGCGUAUAUCAAACGAAGCAGUUUCCACAUCCUGUUUGGUGGGCGGAGAUCACAGUUUGACAGAAACGUGCUUGUCGUGUUGCCGAGUUGUUGUGACAUCAGGGUACCUGAACAGCUGACUUCGGAAUCUCGAAAUUGGCGUUUACAUUGUAACAUGUUUUGGAAUCAACUUUUCAUAUUUUAUCAGGUUUUAACAAAAAUUAAAAAAAUUAUUAUGUUUAUGUGUACAUAAUUCAUAUAUAGCUUCUAGACAAAAAAACUUGAAUUUACUUAUCAACAGCUGUCCAUUUGCUUAUAAAACUAUAGCCCAUUCCAAUAAAAAAAAUUCAGGUAAUUUUUUUUGUUUUUAUCAGUAAUUUCAAUUGGGCUUGAUGUAAAAAUAAAAAAAUAAUAAUAUGUUUUUGAAAUAAAAAUUGUUAAAACUGGUCAAGAUAUCAAUAAAACAGCAAUAUAUUGAGUAUACUCAACCCACAGUGAAGAACAUUGAGUUUGAAAUUUUUAGUUCUCUUUUUAAAUAAAAAAACAUUCUGCAUACAUACAAAAUGCAUCUCCAGCUAGAGACACAUUAACAAAACAACAAUCAAACAGAAUUGAGUAGGAUGGACUAAACAAAUACCCACAACUGGUACAUGUAUAUCAAAGGCCGCAGUAUGUGCUACAUGUAUAUCAAAGGCCGCAGUAUGUGCUACAUGUAUCUUGUCUGCGAGAUGGUGUAUAUAAAAGAUCCCUUGCUACUAAUGGAAAAAUGUAGCAGGGUUUCCUCUUAAAGACUAUAUGUCUAAAUUACUGAAUGUUUGACAUCCAAUAACCAAUGAUUAAUAAAUCAAUGUGCUCUAGUGUUGUCGGUGAACCAAACAAAACUUUAAACUUGAAUCAAGAUAAUGUAAUUUGAAGCUACACAGCCUUCUUACUAUGGGUGAGUGUCGAGGUUUUAUAUAUAUAUAUAUAUAUACAUACAUGUAUAUAUAUAUACCGACCAGUGUUUUUACACAUUGCAAAUAAAAAGGGAAUUUUUUUUUAUUUCCUAAACAGUUUCCCAUUGCUUCAUAUGUCAAGCCAAAUUGGAAUAAUUGACAAAAAACACUUGGAAUAUUUUUGUCGGGAACAAGGAAUAGUUGAAGGAUCAAGAAGAACUAUUUCUUGAAAUGAUGUCCCAGUGGAUUAUUUAAUAAUCAGCAAUUAUUAAAGAAAUCAGUGGGGUAAGCUAGAAAACUGUCGGAUGAGUACAUUUGUGUUUUUGCUGGAAGUUAAUUGCCGUGAUAAUUUCUGUACCGUUGUUUUUGUGUUGCAUUUACCAUUAGAUAAACAUCUCAAGGUGCAGUCGAGAGAGGUGCACAUGCCCAUGGGGUCAUGAAUCAACGCAUUUGAUUCCCCUUCGGCACUUUCAUUAGAAUUUGUUUCCCAUUCCAACAUGUUUGGCAUGAUACUUGUAGGUAUAUUACCAGAUCAUGGGGUUUUUUUUGCUUGCAGGAAAUUGAUGUCAUUGUUGAUAAUGGAAGAUACCUAGUCUAUGCAAGGGCAGUGGGUUUAUAAUGCUAGUAGCGACUUUACUAGACUAAUGCAUGUGCUGGCGUGUCAUUUAGCAUUCAUUCCUUUCAUUACAAAAUCCAUUGACUUGCCCACUUAAUGUAUAUGUAUUUUCCAUUCAUUUGUUACAAGUUUAAUAUUUUUAAAAUUUGGGGGGGGGGGGGGUUGGGGGGGGAGAAAUAGUUGUAUGUGUAAAGAAAAGAAAUAAAUGACAAUCAUUUAUUUUGAUUAUUGUUGGAUUUUAAUGCUUCUUUUGCUUUUUUAUUUUUUAUUUAUUUAUUAUAUUAUUCUUAUAAUAUUUCUUUUUUACAAUUAAUCAGUUUAUGUUUUUUGUUUGUUUUAUUUCCGUAGUGAUAAUUGUUAUUGUUUUAAACAAUUUUAAAAGAGUUCUUUUUAUCUUAGGUCAUACCAUUCUUACAUUUUAAUUCAUAUAUAUAUGUAUGCGUUGUUUGAUUAAAAUCAUAAAUAGAACUAUGAUAUGCAUCAUGUUGUUGCCAAAUAUUAUUUUACAUUACUGCAUACAAAAAACUGAAUUUUGUUCCUUAAGUGCUAAAAGAUGUAUAUAAUGCUUGUUGAAAAGUAGUGUGUAAUGUUUUUAUUAUUAUUAGAUAGGUGUGAUUUAUUUGUUUAUGAAGGCUGUGAUUCCGACACUGCACAUUCAGGCUGCACAUAUGUAAAAUUAAUUCCUUAACUUGUUUUUGUUUUUGUUUUUUUUACACUUUGCCAUGUAAAAAGUCCAGUAAAUUUUGUGGCUGUUCAACAAUUAUGUAACACUCUAGAAGGCAACGGGUAUCAUGGGAUACAUUACAGAAUGUUAUGGGGAGAAAGGGGAUGUUUUUCAGGAUUUAUGUAACGUUUUUAAAAACAAUUGUUUGAUUUUUAUUUACGAGGUAAAAUUUAGCCAGUCACCUCCAUUUUGUUCUUUAACAAAUAAUAUUUUUUAUUACACAUUUAUUACCAAACAACACAAACUUAAAUAGAAAAUCCAAUAAUAUUUUAAUAUUUGUCAAAUUAAUUAAGUUAUAAUGACAGGAAAAGUGGGGUGAGAUUGGGUGGGCAGGGUGGGGGGUAUUGAUGACCUUUAGGUGAUUUAGAGUGGGCAGUGAUCUCAGUAUUGCACAACAUUACAACGUUGAAGAAGGACAAACAAAAUUGCCACAUUUUGGGUUAACUAAUUGUUGAAUGUCCUGGGUUUUUGGUGAUUAAAGGUUUUUUAGUAACAAAUAUUUACACUUAGAGCCAAAUAUUUCCUUAUAUUUGGUGGCAAUUAUUAAUAUAAUACUAUUGUUGUAUUUAGUUUGAAAGUGUUUCCUUUGUUAUUUAAUUCACUUUGAAGUUCUGUCAUAUGUAGAUUUUAAUAACACUGUAUUUAUAUAUCUACACCAAUGGAUCGAGGGUCUUCUCUGGACCAUAAAAAAUUAUUGUUAGCAAUGUCGCAAGUUUGCUUCAAAAUAUGUACCCAAAUUCUGUUUUUGUUAGAUGAACGAAAUACAAUGAAAUGAGGCUAAUUAAAGAUAUUAUUAAACUUA
Messenger RNA from Gigantopelta aegis, 8760 nucleotides. RefSeq names its product sodium/potassium/calcium exchanger 2-like. The record is from RefSeq and is a predicted model, not a curated record. NCBI's taxonomy places the organism in Eukaryota, Metazoa, Mollusca, Gastropoda, Neomphalida, Peltospiridae. Gene Ontology annotation, molecular function: calcium channel activity; calcium, potassium:sodium antiporter activity. Gene Ontology annotation, biological process: long-term synaptic potentiation; intracellular calcium ion homeostasis; calcium ion transmembrane transport. The coding region runs from base 548 to 2611 and encodes 687 amino acids. Gene Ontology annotation, cellular component: membrane. The transcript has 10 exons.